AGUAGUUUUUGUCAAAAAUGGUUAAAAAUUAUGGCCCAGGACGAACUUGCUGUGUUCAGGGAGCAUUGGAAACAAGAGUUAAAGAAUAAAACAGAUGUGCAGCCGGUCGUUAGUUCACCUUUACUGGACAUUCCUGGUCAGAAAGACUUGAAAAAUAGAUAUUUUGAAGACAAACCCAGUAAUGCUUCAAAUUCUGAAGAAGACUGUCACACUCGGGAUGGAGAAGCGAGCUUAGGCGGCGGCAGAGAAGGAGCAAGAGGGGGGAAAAUAGCAUCAGAACCGGAGGAGGACCAGCCCGAAUAUGUGUCCAUUGCUCGCGGUUUGCUGGGGGGGAGAACCAGUCCACUGUUGGACAGGCUCCAGGAGGAAAGGAUAAGAAGAAAAAGACAAUAUCACAGUAGGACUAAUAUUUGCAGUGUCUCCCUCCAGCAGCAGCAACAGCAGCCGCAAAGAAAGGUCAAGAAAGGAGAGGAGCUGGUGGAUCAGCUGAUUCAGGAUUUGAAUGAAGUCAAUGACAUUCCCUUUUUUGACAUUGAGUUGCCAUACGAGCUAGCCUUGAAGAUCUUUCAGUAUUUGGACUGCACUGAGCUGGGCCGAUGUGCGCAGGUGAGCAAAGCGUGGAGUGUCCUCGCUGAGGAUGACGUGCUGUGGUUUAAGAUGUGCACGAAGGAGGGUCAUCAUCAGAAUGCCAGGGUGUCUGACUCCCCCUGCUGGAAGAGCACGUUACGAGACUGCAGGAACUCAGCCAAAACUGUGCGCUUCAACUGGAAGAAUCGAGUGGGAUCCAUCAGUCAGCUGCAGUACGAACUGGGAAAGGUGUUGUGUGACGUCAGCUCCUGUGAUCACUUCGUCUUAGCAGGAUACACGUCUGGAGACGUCAGGCUAUGGGACACGCUGCAUUGGGACUCCAGGGCCUCGUACCUGAAACCCAACGGCCUGACAGCAAACACAGACCCCAGGCCGCACGUCGACCACGUCCAAGUCAAUGGCACGGUAGCGGCUGCAGCCUACGAAGAUGGCUGUGUGGACGUGUGGAGCACAGAGACGGGGGAGCAGCCCAUCCACCACUACCAGACCCCAGAGAGGGUACAGGCCUUUGCCCUGAGCCCUGACAGCCCAGCCCUGUGCUCGUCUUCUGGACCCGAAAUUCGUCUGGACACGGCUGACGAUCGUGGCUACUGGAGGACCGCCUGUCGGAUUCAACUACGCAAGAGUGUCCAGAGCCUAGUUAUGGUGCCAGGCAGAGGACAACAGUGCCCACUGGUGGCCGCGGUGGCAGGAGACGCUGUUUACCUGAUAAGUCCACGAGAGGAGAAUCCACAGACGCUGCACUUCGUCUACGACCAUCCAGUAACUUGUCUGGACGCCUCGGAAUCUCAGGCUGCCUUUGGGGUGAGGAGUGCCAGCUGGGCCAUGUACGACGGAGGCAACAAGAUCCAUGUCUACAGCUUAGAGACGGGGAAACCUGUGGUCUGUGUGGGCAGCUCACCAGGAGACUUCAGCUGCAUCAACCUGAAGAACAGUCCAGCUCACCUGCUGGUGUGUGGAAAUAAGGACAGGAGGGUGAGGGUGUACGACCUGAGGAGCGGCUCCUCUGUGGUGUCUCUGUACGCUCACCACCUGGGCGUGACGGCGGUGCAGGCGGACGACUGGAAGAUUGUGAGCGGCGGAGGCGAGGGGUUGGUGUGUGUGUGGGAGAUGAGGAUGACGGCCAAACUGUGGGAAAUGCACAACAGACAUCCUGUCAGGCAUGUGCGCUUCAGCACCAGCACGCUGCUAACAGCUAACAUCCCAGAUGACAAAUCCCCACGGGGGGCCUGCAUCACAGAUGAUGAUCUCACAGCCCACCGCAGACACAGGGGAGUCAUCUGUUAUUACGAUUUCUCCGAGGACGCGCUGACCCAGGAUCACAUCCUGCCAAUCUGCAGGUCGAACUACGCCGAGUCGUCGGGCUACAACUACAACAUUAGCCUAACGGUUCCGUACGACCGUCUCUCUGCCUCCAAUCAUUCCUACUGAUGUGGACGGGAAACAGAACUGAUCUGAAACCAGUUUGAUUCCCCGAAUGGAAACUUAAUAAUUCAUGUUUUUUGUGAGUGUAGAAUUCAUCCACAUCUGUCAGUUUUUUUUAAACAGUUAAGUAGAUAUUUAUACUGGGAUCGUGAUGGAUUCAUGACUACAAUUGACUAUUUUCAUCUAUUUUCAUUUCAAUCAGUGCUGAUAAAUAACAUUCGUCUAUAAAACACAACCAAAAUGUU
Messenger RNA from Cynoglossus semilaevis (tongue sole), 2258 nucleotides. RefSeq names its product F-box and WD repeat domain containing 8 (gene fbxw8). Gene Ontology annotation, molecular function: protein binding. The coding region runs from base 31 to 2019 and encodes 662 amino acids. The transcript is spliced from 11 exons. The record is from RefSeq and is a predicted model, not a curated record. NCBI's taxonomy places the organism in Eukaryota, Metazoa, Chordata, Actinopteri, Pleuronectiformes, Cynoglossidae.